UAGCUCCUAGCAAAAGAAAAAAAGAAAUGAAAAAAAUACAUUUCCGCUUGAACCCUAAAACCAUCUAGUCGGCAACCUCCCGCGCCGAGAUCCGUCAACAACCGGCCGGCGGAUCCCCGACGACCUCACCGGCAACAUCACAGUCUCAGCACCUUCAGUAUUCUUCUCCGACGAACAAUCUUAUCGACCACUACCGGACGUCGGCCAUAACAUCCCCUGUACAACACUAUGAUACUUGCAGGUUGGCCUUACUUUCAGCAAUGAACUUUUGACUUGUUGAUGAUUCUAUACCUAUAUGAUUGAAUUCCUUCAAAUUCGAGUUAAGUUCAACAUUUAUACGUGAAAAGAUGAAUUGCGUGAUUGAUGUGUUCAAGCAUUUCCUUACUUCAGCAGAAGUAUUUGUACUUUUAUAGUUUCUUUCGUUAAGAAAUAAAGAAAUUGGUGAAUCGUGAUUAUUAAACCUCUCAAACUGUUCAUGAAGAUUCAUCAAAGAAUUAAUUUCAAUUGUGAAGAGGAAUCCGUUGUACUUCCUCGAAGAUCUCCGAGACUUCUUAACAAAGCAGCCAAAGAUCAACAGAUCUCAAUACCUAAUGAGGUUCAUCCAAAAACUCCACUUCUUAAGCAAUGUGCAAGAAGAUCUUCACAAUCAUGUAAAAUAUCUGAAAUGCUUGCAACUGCUUCCCCAAAAUCACAUACAGGACAUUGUCUGCGGCGGUCCCCUAGGUUUUCCACUCCACUCCUUGUUGUAGAAAAGGAUGCUAUGAAGAAAACCCUUAAACGUUGUGCACAAAGAUCUUCACAGUCAUGUAAAGAAUCUGAAAUGAAGGCAACUGCUCCCCCGAAAUCUCAUACAGGACUUUGUCUGCGGCGGUCCCCUAGGUUUUCCAUCAAGGAUCCAACCAGUGUUUGCAAUGCUGAAUUAAACACUCCUUUGGACAAUCAAUCUCUUGGUGACAGAAGAAAGGGCAGUAUAAUCAAGGCUGGUGAGAACAACUGUUCAUACAAACUAGAGAAGAGAUUGAUACGUGGCUCAUGUAAGAAAAAGGGUGAUGAUUCUGAGGGGACUUCUCUGGCUUCUUCAGCAGACAAAUGCAUAGACGAGAGGAAGAAGGGUCCUGGUGAAGAAAAUAAGAGAAAGGGGAAAUGUCCAGUCUCUUUGGCAGAUGUCGAGACAGGUCAAAUGAUGGAUAAGGAUACUAAUAUUGAAGUAAGAAAAACAAUUGGGGUUAAAAGGAAAAGGAAUGAAGUGAAGGAAAGUCAUGGGGUGAUUGAGUCUUGGACCGAUGAUCAGGAGCAGGCAUUGCAGAAAGCUUAUUUUGCUAUGAAGCCUACACCGCAUUUCUGGAAGAAGGUUGCUAAGCUGGUGGUUGGUAAGUCCGCUCAAGACUGUUUUGACAAAGUCCAGGCUGACCAUUUUACUCCCCUUCCCCGUCCCAAGAGGCAGUUGAGAAUAAUAAACCCAGCCAAAACGCCGUCUCUCCCAAUUACGACUUCAAGUUUUCUGAGCCCAGUAGGAAAAAAGCCAAGAAAGAGUAUAAUAAAGAAAAAUAACGCACAGAAAGAGGUUAGAAAACUACUACAGCAGCAUCGCCUUGAGGAUCAAAAGAAUGAGACGGACUUAUUCUCUGUCCUUGAAGGCUCAGCCGUCGCUAAAUCUCUAAAGCAGGAUUGCGUUGAUGAGCUGAUUCCUCAAACACUUGCUUUUGAUGAAUAUGUUUCGCCUUUGGGAGGAGAUUCAGCAGCAAGUCUUGUGAGUCCUCCGGUUCUUAAGCAGGUUAAGAAUAAGGCAUUGCAUGAGAAGUAUAUUGAUAAGUUACAUCAAAGGGAAGCUAAGAGAAGAGCGGCUGAUAAGUUUUCGAAAAAAUCAUGUUUCAAGAGGAAAGAGGAGAGCGGAGUUAUUGUUCAAGUGAUGGAUGCUGUGAAAACCGCGAAAGAUGCUUUGGUUUUGGGUGUGCAGGAUGUGGUUAUGGAAAUGAAGAAAUUGGACUUCGAUGAUGAAGACGAUGAUGAUAAUAUUGAUGAUGGUUUAGAUAGGGAAGAAGAUGAAGAUGAUGAACUUUGACAACAUUUGUAGUUGUAUUUCUUAAUACCUUUUAACCCUAAACAUUGUAGCAUUAGUUACUUCUAA
Messenger RNA from Impatiens glandulifera, 2128 nucleotides. RefSeq lists its product as uncharacterized. The transcript has 2 exons. The coding region runs from base 476 to 2062 and encodes 528 amino acids. The record is from RefSeq and is a predicted model, not a curated record. NCBI's taxonomy places the organism in Eukaryota, Viridiplantae, Streptophyta, Magnoliopsida, Ericales, Balsaminaceae.